Molecule: messenger RNA, 3522 nt
Organism: Schistocerca cancellata (South American locust)
Lineage: Eukaryota; Metazoa; Arthropoda; Insecta; Orthoptera; Acrididae
Product: lipase 3-like
Exons: 8
Coding region: 1-1287 (428 amino acids)
Molecular function (GO): hydrolase activity, acting on ester bonds
Source: RefSeq, a predicted model, not a curated record
AUGUCUCGCGCUUCCUGCCGCUGCCGGCCGCUGCUUCCCGCGCUCCUGCUGGCGCUGGCCGCGUCGUGCGCCGCGUCGUCCCGGCCCGCCUUCCACGUGUCCGAGGACGCCUACCUGAACACGCCGGAGCGUGUGCGGAAGUACGGCUACCCGGUGGAGGAGCACUGGGUGACGGGCGAGACGGGCUACGUGAUGCGCGUCUUCCGGGUGCCUCGCGGACGCCCGCAGUCGCAGACACAGGCCCAGCCAACAGACGUUGCUCGGCCCGCCAUCUACCUGCAGCACGGCGUCAUCGCCAGCUCUGACAUCUGGCUGCUGCUCGGCGAAAAGUCCUUUCCUUUCGUGUUGGCAGACGCCGGCUAUGAUGUGUGGCUGGGCAACGCCCGUGGCAACGUGUACUCCACCAACCACACGCGGCUGGACCCCAACAACGAGGAGUUCUGGCAGUUCAGCUGGCACGAAAGCGGAACUGAGGACCUGCCGGCGGUGGUGGACUACGUGCUGCAGCAGACGCGCCGGCCGCAGCUGGUGUACGUGGGGCACUCGAUGGGCGGCACCAUGUUCUACGUGCUGGCCUCGCUGCGGCCCGAGUACAGCCGCAAGGUGCGGGCCGCGUUCCUCCUGGCGCCCGUCGCCUUCAUAUCAGAUCUCUACAGCCCACCGCUGCGCGCCGCCGCGCCUCUGGCGCAGUCCAUCGCCGCGGCGUCGAGGGCGCUGCUCAAAGGGCGCACGCCGCCGCUCAGCCUGCCGGUGAACCACCCGGCCACGCUGCUGCCCGCCGUCGUCGCCUACUCCGUGCUGGCCGGCUUCAGCGACCUCGAGGACGAUCACCUGACGAUGGCGGUCUACCUGACGCACGUUUCUCAGGGCGGCUCACUCAGGCAGGCGGUCCACUACGCGCAGGAGAUCCUCAGCGGUCACUUCCGUCAAUUCGACUAUGGCCGCGCGGGAAACAUGCGGCGCUACGGUCGCGCUACACCACCGGACUACCCGCUGGAGAAAGUCGCCAUCCCACACAUGGUCAUGUAUGGCGAUGACGACUGGUAUGUCUCCAUGCAAGACGUGAAACGCCUGCAAGACGCUCUACCCAAAAACAUCGUGGAGAUGUACAGGGUGCCCGAGGUCGGCUUCACACACAUGGACUACAUGUGGGGCCGCAACGCCAGAAGACUGAUCUACGACAAGAUCUUGGCUUCGAUUGUCAACACGGAGCCACCGCUUGACGAGAGGUCUCUGCGGAAGCGGCGAAGCAAACUCUCCCACGCAGGGGGAAAAAGGCGAGACUGAAGACUCAUUGCGGUGGGAAGACGUAGGCACUCGCGUGCUGAAGAGAAUACAUACUCUUUGUGUUAUAUCUACCUCAUCUGACCUUACUGUGAUGGAAAUGCGUACACACUUACGUGCUCAAGCGAAUACAUACUCAAAGUGCUAUAUCUACUCAUCUGACGAAGGAGCUUCAGAUCGCCACGCAUGACAGCGUAACCAGCUCAACAUAGCUCUCUGUAGCGAUGGUUGCUUGUACCUUGGUGCUAUUAUUAAAUAUGGCAUGACAGCACUAUACUACCGCCUACUUUAGACCACAGAGUAACAGUUGAAAUCUUGCUUCGCUCUAACAGUCGACCCAAGUAUAAGGGGAGUGCCACGCGUGCUUCUUGUCUUGCAGCCAAGUCCACACUGACUACAAGUGGUCGCCACGGGUCGGCAAUGUCAUGUGGCACAUUCCAGAAAACGUUUUAUAUCUCAUUCCGUGGUCUUCUUACUUUCACCACUGCAGGAGAUGGACAAAACAGUACGAACACUCAACUAAUGUGGUGCAUGACAAUACUCAGUGUCCAAACAUACAUGUAAUGUCCUGGGGAGCUUUGUUACAAUACGAACAGUCACAGCUCACCUAUAGAACUUUAGACGGCACUUAAAAGUGCUGGGGAAUGUCGCCAGACAGAUUAAAACAAUGUACAGGGUAUCCACAUGAAAUCUCCCUGAUUUCCAAGUCGUAGACGAUGGGAUGUUAUACUCUAAAACUAACCUCACUUCCAAUUGCAGUUACAAAAACAGCCAAAAAAUAAAAAAAAACUAUGACAUCUAGAAACUUAUGGUUUAUGGCAACAAGUAAAAUAAAUUGAAAAGUUUUGUACAAAAAGUUAAUUAAUUUUUACAUGGGCUUCUUUCGUAACUCGUAAAAUGUCUGUGCGACAUUCUGAACACAUGUCCACACAAGCAUGUCAGUAGUGGUGAAGACCAUUGCAACCACAUUUCUUUUAUGGGGAUUGCCAAGGCCACGUACGGGCGGGGCACACAAAUUGUCUUUCACAUAGUCGUAUAGGAAGAAUUCCAGAUGAGUUAUGUCUGGACAUCGCGGUGUCCAGUUGGUUGGUCCACCAAGCUCUAUCUAUCGCUGUGGAAACAUUCGGUCCAGGAAGUCACCAACGAGUGAACUUCACUGCAGUGGUGCACGUCCUCCUAGAGGAUAAAACUUGGCUGAAGGGAAAGAAGCUGAGGGACAGAAAAUUGCUUCAGCUUGUCCACAUAAACUGUUCCUGUAACUGUCUGCUCGAGGAUUAUGUUGUAUCAGCCACAACACACAUUCACCUUUUCGUUACCUCUGAUAUGUUCCCGAAAACUGUGGUGGUUUUUCAAACCACAGAUGUGAAUGUUGUUCCGAUUAAAGUCCUGACUUGUUUGAAAUGUUGCUUCGUCAGAGAAAAUUCCUAGAUCUCGCCUGACCCGCUCCAGUAUCUCAACGGCAAAUUCGCAGCAGAGCUGGAAGUCGUUUCGCUUCAGUUCUUACACAAUUUGCAGUUUGUAAACGUUUAGACGAAACUGUUUAAGCGGCACUUUGUGGGCUACUAAGCGAGAAAUGAUUACUCCCGAGAUUCUCGGUGACUUCAUGGACUUCUUUGGAAGGUAUCUGUGACCUUCUCCUCCAUUUCAUCAGAUGUGCUUCUGUCAGAACCUGUCUGUCUAUUUACACUCCCAGUGGCUAGUCAUACCAGGCCUUAAUUGUCUGGUGGCUCCCUUUGAAAUCAGGUCGAAAAUUUCUUUGGUCAGCAAAGAAUGAUUUCGUUUCCAUAUACCACAGAACACAUUGGGCUCACCCCUGAGGUAUAGUCAUUUCUGGUAAUUAUGUAACACCUGAAACGAAACAAAAGGAAUCGUUUCGAAGAAAGAAAAUCUGAACAAAGCUUUUUGAGCUCCUUUGCAAUGAUGCCCCAAAACCACAAGUAUAUACAUAAUAUUGAUUUUAGGAAAUUAGGGAGCUUUACUAUAGGACAUCAUGUAUUACUCUAAGAGGAUAGGAAGUUCUCAGUAUACAAAUAAUAUGUGGUCAGCGUUAAAGAAAUGUCAGAAUAUGGCUGUUCAACGUACCGCACAUUUUCUCCAGGAGAAUGAUACAAUUAGUGAUACACAAGUGUUGUGCAAAAUGUUACGGUAAUAGUUGUGUAAUACUUCUCUCAAUUCUGUACUAUUAGUAAAUGUUUUUAUCCUUCACGUAGAAUAAAUUUGUAUACUUUUCCAAAUGUC